Messenger RNA from Cynara cardunculus var. scolymus (artichoke), 2172 nucleotides. RefSeq names its product pentatricopeptide repeat-containing protein At3g02650, mitochondrial. The transcript has a single exon. NCBI's taxonomy places the organism in Eukaryota, Viridiplantae, Streptophyta, Magnoliopsida, Asterales, Asteraceae. Gene Ontology annotation, molecular function: protein binding. The record is from RefSeq and is a predicted model, not a curated record. The coding region runs from base 15 to 1829 and encodes 604 amino acids.
UUUGGAGAAGAGAAAUGUGGCGAUCGAGGGUAAUAGCAGCACGAAGAGUUCGAUCAGCUCACAAAAAUGUAGCCAGAGGAUUCUCAAAUUCUAGCUCAAAUUUCCCGCAACUGCAUCCUAAGGUGUAUAAUCCUCAAGCCCUAGCAUCCUAUCGCCAUUUUGAUUCAAAAAUUUUCAAAUCUAUAGCUUUAUUUCCACAAUUAAAUGCUAUUAGAUUCUUUAGUUCAAGUUCAACAGAUUCAAUUACGGAUGUUGAGGUGACCACUGAUAACAACAAUGAUGUGAUUGGCGAAGGAAAUGAAAACACUGAUAGAUUUAGUAUUGACGAAAUGUGGAAGGAUGGCAUCGAUGAGGUUAAAAGCGUGUUAGAACUGGAUGUUUCCGAUUCGGAAAAUAGGGAGUCGGUGGAAGUAGUUGAUGAGGAAGCGCACGGGCUUGAUAUCGAGGAAUUAGAUAGUGUGCUAUCUCUUCUUAAGAGACGAGAUGGUGACUUUGAUGUUGUUAGUGGGUCUUUAGAAUCUAGUCUUGAUGAUAUGAAUUUGAAUCUGAGUGAGGAGCUUGUUGUGAGAGUGCUAGAAACCCCGCAUGUUCCAGGGGAGAAUUUGAUUGCGUUCUUCAAGUGGGCUGCUAGCCGUAAAAAUCAAGAAUUGUUCUCUGUUACAGCAAGAUCCCUUGAUGCUCUUGUGAGGGCUGUCUGUACCGAGCUAAGAAAGAAGGUUGCCUAUAGUUUGUGGGAUUUGGUUAAGGAGCUGGGUGAAAAGGAGAACCAUGUUGUGACCACCGAGAUGCUUAAUGCUCUGAUAUCUUUGUUUUCAAGAUUGGGUAAAGGGAUGGCUGGGUUUGAGGUGUUCAACAAGUUCGGAGAUUUCUCAUGUGCAACAAAUGCAGAUUCCUAUUAUUUUACUAUCGAAGCUCUUUGUAGGCGAUCUAUUUUUGACCGUGUUGGUUUAGUUUGUGAGAGAAUGCUUAGUGAAGACAAACUGCCGGAAACAGGAAAGGUUGGGAAUAUCAUAUGUUAUUUAUGCAAAGCUGGGAUGGUGAAAGAAGCUCAUUCUGUUUAUUUGUCAGCAAAAGAGAAACAAAGGUAUCCAGCUCAGUCAUCUGUUAACUUUUUGAUUAGUUCUCUUUGUGAUCGGAAGAAGAAUGAUCCCAAUUCUAUUCACUUGGCAUCGAAGAUGUUGGAGGAUUUCUCUGGUGGAGAGAAACAGAAAUAUGCAAUCAAGCAGUUUUCUUGUGUCGUUCAGGGGCUGUGCAGAAUUAAUGAUUUUGAGGGGGCAAAAGCUUUGUUGUCCAAAAUGAUUGAGGCUGGUCCUCCUCCUGGAAAUGCAGUCUUUAAUACGAUUAUCAAUGCCCUUUCUAAGUCGGGAGAUAUGACAGAAGCUAUAAAGAUAAUGAGGAUGAUGGAAGCUAGGGGACUCAAGCCUGAUGUGUUUGCUUACAGUGUGAUCAUGAGUGGGUAUGCAAAGGGUGGUGAAAUGGAGGAAGCUGCCAAAAUGUUGGCCGAGGCGAAGAAGAAGCACCGCAAGCUGACCCCUGUGACUUACCAUACAAUUAUUCGUGGGUAUUGCAAGCUUGAGCAAUUCGAGAAGGCUGUGAAAUUGUUGCAAGAGAUGGAAGAGUAUGGGGUUCAACCUAAUACUGAUGAGUACAAUAAGUUGAUCCAGUCUCUUUGCUUGAAGGCUGCUGAUUGGGGAAUGGCCGAGAAGCUAAUGGAGGAAAUGACAAGGAAAGGUUUACAUCUGAAUGGGAUCACAAAAUCACUUGUAAGAGCAGUUAAGGAGUUGGAAGAAGAGGCAGUGGGGACAAAAGAAGUAAGUGUCGAAGCAUAAGCUUGUAUCUCAAGUUUUUAGUAGUUGAUCUGUACCAUGAAGAAGGUAUCCAAAUCUUCUAUUUUGCUUUUAUCUUUACAAAGCUCAGCAGAAAAGGCUUUGCAACAAAGAUUUCCCCUUAAGUUAGAUUUUGCUAUUCUUUCCCAUGCAAUAGAUUGAAACAGAAAACUAUACAAAAAGAAAAUUGUUGAAGGCCAGCAGAAUAGUAGUUCUCCCUUCUCUUUUCAUGCAGCUUUAGCAUUUAACCACUAAAACAAUAACAAGAGCAGCUGUUUAUCUUUACUGUUGGUUGGUAUGUUCAUCUGUUUGCUCUUGGCUUUUUAAUGGACCAUUUUUUUGUGAA